AUGUUCGCUCCCUCCCUCCUCUGGCCCCUCACACUCCCCUCUAACCUACCCCCCUUCAACCCUCUGUCCCCUCUAAACCCCUCCCUUUUUGGAGCACAGGUGAACGAGAUGGCAACGAAGAGCCAUCCGAAUCUGGUGAGGCUGCUGGGGUACUGCAUGGACUACGACCCGGUGGCGGAGCGCAUGGAGCAGAUCGUCAUCUAUGAGUUCGUUGACAACGGCGACCUCGACCGCUGGAUCGGACCCACGCGCAAGGCCAUCUACAAUGCGGAUGCACAUCAGAUCAACCUCAAGCAGUGGGUGGCUCCGCUGCUAGCCGCCGGCGACGUGGCAGCGAUAAAGGACCCGCAGCUGGAGGCGUCGGACGACUUGGUGCUGCGCAUGGCCCGCCUCGCCCUGCGCUGCACCGCCAUGCCCACGGCCUCGCGCCCCUCCAUCAGCCGCGUGCUCGGCGAGCUGCUGGUCAUGAAGGAGGAGUUUCUCGGGCAGGAGGAGGACCGCAUGGCGGCGCGCAUUGACCGCGAGCUCGAGAGCUCCGAGAAUGUCAACCUCAGCAUGGAGAUUGCGCGCGCUCAGGGGGCGAGGAGCAGCGGAGGAAUCUCGAGCAACGCAUGA
Closterium sp. Naga37s-1 is the source of this 615-nucleotide messenger RNA. NCBI's taxonomy places the organism in Eukaryota, Viridiplantae, Streptophyta, Zygnematophyceae, Desmidiales, Closteriaceae. The record is from the annotation of a GenBank genome assembly.